GGCGGCGGCGGCGGCGGCGGGGGGGCGGCGGGGCCGGGCUCGGGCGGUCGGAGCGCGGAGGGGCCGCGGCAGGCGAAUCCCCCUGGAUCCAGCUCCGUCCCUGCAGAUCCAGCGCCCGCCCAGCUCGGGGGGUCCCGGCUUUGGCGGGGAGCCCGGCCCUGUCUCCCCCCCUUCCUGCCCCAGUGGCCCCCUCGGGAGGAGGAAGAGGAGGAGGAGGAGAAGGAAUGGCGGCGCCGUGGCGGGUACUGGAGCCCGCCCAAAAAUCCAUAAAAAUUUACUGAUCCCACCUUUUCUUACCCCAAACGAGCUUUACCUGGGCGAGAAGUAAGGCCAAAGGCUCCCACAGCAUGGCUCAGGCGAGUCUCCUGGCCUGCGAGGGGCUCUCGGGCGUCUGCCUCGUCCCCACCGUUGCCAGCAAGAAGAUGAUGCCCAAAUCCGGCGGGAAGCAGGACGGGAGCCGGGAACGGGGCUCCAGCCCCGACCUCCUGUCCCUCCGCCAGGACCCCGACAAGCCCCGCGCCCGCAAGGACGAUGAUGCUCCUGAGGCCUCCAACCCCAAGAAAUCCAUGAAAAAGCGCCGCAAGCGGGUUCCCGGCGCCGAGGGACCCCCGAGCUCCUCCCGCCGAGGAUCCCAGAUGGUGGUGAUUGAGCAAAACGGCUCCUUCCAGCUCAAGAACUUCAUCUGCGACCAUUGUUUUGGCGCUUUCCGGAGCAGCUACCACCUCAAACGGCACAUCCUCAUCCACACCGGGGAGAAGCCGUUCGAGUGCGACAUGUGCGACAUGCGCUUCAUCCAGAAGUACCACCUGGAGCGGCACAAGCGUGUGCACAGCGGGGAGAAGCCCUACCAGUGCGAGCGCUGCAUGCAGAGCUUCUCCCGCACGGACCGGCUGCUCCGACACAAGCGCAUGUGCCAAGGCUGCCAGACCAAGACCCCUCCCGACUCCCAGCUCCUGCUGUGAAAAUCUGGGAAUACCGGGAAGUUCAGGGGGUGCGGGAGGGAGGUGUUUCUUCCUUCACCCCCCCCCCCCGCCCCACAUCACCAUGCUCUGCCUCACCUGGAUUUCUCACCCCUAUAAGGAUGGGGAAGAACCCGAGCGCUGCCAACAUGAAAAAACUCGGAUCGUUCCUGCC
Vidua macroura (Pin-tailed whydah) is the source of this 1134-nucleotide messenger RNA. RefSeq names its product zinc finger protein 740 (gene ZNF740). Gene Ontology annotation, molecular function: RNA polymerase II cis-regulatory region sequence-specific DNA binding; DNA-binding transcription factor activity, RNA polymerase II-specific. Gene Ontology annotation, cellular component: nucleus. The transcript is spliced from 8 exons. The coding region runs from base 348 to 962 and encodes 204 amino acids. Gene Ontology annotation, biological process: regulation of transcription by RNA polymerase II. NCBI's taxonomy places the organism in Eukaryota, Metazoa, Chordata, Aves, Passeriformes, Viduidae. The record is from RefSeq and is a predicted model, not a curated record.